Messenger RNA from Anoplophora glabripennis (Asian longhorned beetle), 725 nucleotides. RefSeq names its product 60S ribosomal protein L18 (gene RpL18). The record is from RefSeq and is a predicted model, not a curated record. The coding region runs from base 77 to 643 and encodes 188 amino acids. NCBI's taxonomy places the organism in Eukaryota, Metazoa, Arthropoda, Insecta, Coleoptera, Cerambycidae. Gene Ontology annotation, biological process: translation. The transcript has 4 exons. Gene Ontology annotation, molecular function: RNA binding; structural constituent of ribosome. Gene Ontology annotation, cellular component: cytosolic large ribosomal subunit; ribosome.
CCUAACACUAAAGUGCUUUUCUGUCCCCUUCCUACACACUGUCCUUGUUUCCCUUCUUUUUUAUAAUUUGUCGAACAUGGGUAUCGAUAUUAAUCAUAAAUACGACCGUAAGGUUAGACGUACAGAACCUAAAAGUCAGGAUGUAUAUCUACGACUUCUUGUAAAGUUGUAUCGCUACUUAGCUCGUCGUACGGACGCUAAAUUCAAUAAAAUAAUACUGAAGAGAUUGUUUAUGAGCAAAAUAUACAGACCCCCGAUUUCAUUAGCAAGGGUUGUACGUUUGAUGAGUAAACCUGGACGCGAAGGAUUAACAGCCGUUAUUGUAGGUACUGUGACUGACGAUUCCAGAAUUUUUGAGGUCCCAAAAUUGUCGGUUUGUGCGUUACGUGUCACUGAAACCGCCCGUGCUAGAAUCCUUAAAGCAGGUGGUGAAGUAAUCACUUUCGAUCAGUUGGCUCUGAGAGCCCCAACUGGCUCUAAAACGGUGUUGAUGCAAGGUAGACGCAAUGCCCGUGAGGCAGCAAAGCACUUCGGACUAGCGCCUGGUGUGCCACACAGUCACACUAAACCGCUUGUACGUUCCAAAGGACGUAAAUUUGAGAGAGCUCGUGGACGUAGGCGCUCAUGCGGAUACAAAAAGUAGACUUAAGUUAAUACUUAUUGUACACCAAUUGCUGUAUUCCCUUUUGUUAAUAAAUAAAUACCUAAGGAUACAGUACAUGUGA